Messenger RNA from Ylistrum balloti, 1811 nucleotides. Its product is annotated as heat shock 70 kDa protein 12B-like. Bases 1 to 1740 code for a protein of 579 amino acids. The transcript has 4 exons. NCBI's taxonomy places the organism in Eukaryota, Metazoa, Mollusca, Bivalvia, Pectinida, Pectinidae. The record is from RefSeq and is a predicted model, not a curated record.
AUGGCCGCUGGUACCAGUCAUCUGCUGUCUGCUGCCAUCGACUUUGGAACAACAUUCUCUGGAUAUGCAUUCUCCACCAAGAACGACUUCUUGUCCAAUCCCCAAAACGUGUCAUCAUUCACGUGGUCGGCUGGUUCUGGAUGCCUCCAAUCCCUAAAGACAUCAACGUGUGUACUAUUUGACCCUAAAGGCAAUUUCCAUUCCUUUGGUUUCGAAGCGGAGGACAAAUACUGCGAUUUAGCAUAUGACAAUCUCCACAAAGACUGGUAUUAUUUCAGGAGGUUCAAGAUGGUUCUGUACCACCAAAAGGAACUAAACAGAAAGUUCCAUAUAAAGUCCCUUGAUGGCAAGACGAUGCCUGCAAUGAAGGUAUUUUCAUCGGCUAUUUGCUACCUAAAAAAACAUCUCUUAAACACAAGUCAGAUGCGUGGGGCAGACGUGCAGAUGUCCGACAUUGCAUGGGUGUUGACUGUACCGGCGAUAUGGAGCGAUCCCGCAAAGCAGUUUAUGAGAGAGGCAGCAGUGGAGGCAGGCAUACCAAACAACCAGUUACAGUUAUCCCUGGAGCCUGAAGCAGCCUCUUUAUACUGUAAACAUCUCCAAGUGCUAUUGUCGGGUGACAAUUUGACAGUGUUCAGGAAUGGAUCCAAAUAUAUGGUUUUGGAUGCUGGAGGAGGCACUAUCGACAUUACUGUCCAUGAAGUGAAGCCAGGAGGAACACUUCGGGAAUUAUACAAAGCCAAUGGUGGAGACUGGGGAGGAACGAAAGUGGACGAGGAAUUUGAACGUCUGCUUAGUGAUAUUUUAGGACAAAAAACGUUCGAUGCCUUCCAAAAGGAAUGUGUACCAGAUCUGCUAGAAAUGCAUCGAAGUUUUGAAGUAAAAAAGAGAUCCAUUAAGGCCACAGGUGACGACAAAGUUACUUUCUCUGUUCCUGUAAACCUGCUGGAGACAUUUAAACGAUUCAAUCCAGGAGUUGUAAUAAGCAACGUGAUUGCUAAUAAUUCCAAAUAUUCGGGCGACGUGACAUGGUCAGGAGACAAACUCCGUAUAUCUGCCAACCUAGCACGACGUCUCUUUAAAUCCUCUCUCGACAGUAUUUGUGGUCAGGUACAGAUGCUCCUUGGGCUUCCCGAGCUGUCCGGCGUGACAGCCAUCUUAAUGUUAGGAGGGUAUUCGGAGUGUCCCCUACUACAAAAUGCCAUCAAAAUUACAUGUCCAAAUUUGCGAUUGAUUGUUCCAAGAGAUGCUGGUCUAGUUGUCCUUAAUGGUGCUGUGAUCAACGGUCAUACUCCAUCUACCAUAUCAGAACGUGUUUGCAAGUUUACUUAUGGGGCUAGAUGCAGAAGAAAGUUCAUAGAGGGGUUUCACAAAGAGGAGUACAAGACCACUAGCAUUAGAGGAGUAAGAUGCAAUAACGUAUUUGAAGUGCAUGCCAGAAUGGGAGAUUCCAUUCAUAUAGGGCAAGCAUGCAAGCCAUCUAAACAUGUAGUCGUUAGUGAAAAUCAAAAACGUAUGCAAAUAGGAAUCUAUGCCUCGAAUAAAAGCGAGCCGCUUUACGUCACCGAUCCGGGGUGCCAAAAACUUGGAGACAUCGUCAUUGACAUGCCUGACACAACUAACGGAAUUAAAAGAGGAAACAACGUCAGCAUGACAUUUGGUGGUACAGAAAUAGAGGUGAAUGCGGUAGAUAUUGAUACCGGCAAGAAACAUCGAGCAUUCUUCAACUUCUUGGGAUAAGUGACCAAAAUGCACAGCCUACAAUACAACUGAGCAUUGCAAGGCUAACAAGGACAGUUGGUGCCUUCUUU